ACGUGCUAGCAACAUUCUAAUGGGUUGCAGGGUGAAUAGACUCAUAUGGGCAUCAUUUCACUUCAUUCCUUGGCGAUUCAGUGCAUGGAUAGGCUGCCGCUGAAAUGAUUCCUAAGAUUUCAGAUGUUUAAUUAUUUCAAUUAACAUUAGCAUUUUAUACAAUGCAUUAGGCUGAAGUUAUUUCCCACGAAAUCUUGUACAAGGGAAUUGCAACACUUGUUUUCACAACCAAUGCUCUUGCGGGUGUUCCUCAAUCUUUGUCAUUAUUUGCUCAGUGCUUCGAGAAGAAGAUGAACGAAACAUGUAAGGUAUUCAAUCAAGAGAUAAGGUUCGACAACGGAGACGACUGGGCUUUUCAGUAGGUUAUCCUCUUUGACAUGAAAUCCAAUGUUGUGAUACAUACACUGGCUGAUAUAUAUGACGAGUCAUCCAUAUUUCGCUGUGUCUAAUUUUUCACUAGAGGGGUGAUAUAGCCUGCUCUGACGUCUGCAUCAGAUAUUGUCCAUUGCAUUUUUUUAUAGGCAUUUUUUCCUCACUGACUUUGAGUUGAGAGAAGCAAAUCUACAUCAUCAUCAGCAACAAAAGGGGAAUGAAGAUUUCUUUUUUCUUUUUUUACCCACUCCUCCCCUUUCACCCCCAAACAUUUACAGCUAAAACAAAUUCUUAAGCACAUCAUAGACUACAUUGUGGAACAAUCUCUAGCGCCGGAGCAUCGCUGGAAUCAUGACUCUUCUGCAGGUUUGGACUGGGAAAUUGCAACUGCCAAUUUAAUCAACAAGACGUUGCUGUUCCUUAUCAGACUUCUCUCAUUUUUGCUGGACUUUUUCGUUUUGAAAGAAGAAGGCUUGUUAUCACUUUUUGAAAGUCUUGUGUAGGCUGUUAUGAGCAAGAUGUCGGAUCUUCUGGUGUUGGUUGAGGGGGUCUGUGACCUGCACGGAUUUCCAUAGCUUGGGAAAACAGCUUGGACCAAUUACGAGGUUUAAACACACGCAUUUUGUAUAAAGCCAUUACAUUACUAAAUGUAUCAUAUCUUUUUUUCCAGCAAUUUAUUUUAAUUGCUUUUUUUUAAACUUUCUUUUCACAAUUUUCUUUGGACCACAGGCGGUUGGAUUAUUGAAACUAUAUAAGGAUUUGUGGAAAUGUUGGGUCCUCAAGAAGAUAAAUUAUGUGGAAUUUUCUCUGCUUUGGCGGCUCUGUCCUUCGUUUGCUUUGCUCAAAGCACCUCCAAUGGACAAACCGGAAUAUCUGUGGCCAAGGCCACCGUGGACAAGUUGCUGAAGGGGUAUGACAUCCGUCUAAGGCCUGAUUUUGGAGGUGCCCCAGUCAUCGUAGGAAUGAGCAUCAACAUCGCUAGCAUUGACUCCAUCUCAGAAGUGAACAUGGAUUACACCAUCACAAUGUAUUUCCAGCAAAGUUGGCGAGACAAGCGGUUGGCAUACGCUGAGCUGCCCCUCAACCUGACUCUGGAUAACCGCGUGGCGGACCAGCUGUGGCUCCCAGACACCUACUUCCUCAACGACAAGAAGUCCUUCCUGCAUGGCGUGACAGUGAAGAACCGUAUGAUUCGACUGCAUCCUGAUGGCACCGUGUUAUAUGGGCUCAGAAUAACCACCACAGCAGCUUGCAUGAUGGACUUGAGGAGGUACCCCCUCGACGAACAGAACUGCACCCUGGAAAUCGAAAGCUAUGGGUAUACCACAGACGACAUUGUGUUCUACUGGCAUGGAGGGGACAAUGCUGUGACGGGGGUGGACAAGCUGGAGCUUCCCCAGUUCUCCAUCGUGGCGCUUCGCCUGGUGUCCAGGGAGGUCAGGUUUACGACAGGUUCCUAUCCCAGGCUAUCACUGAGUUUCAGGAUUAAGAGGAACAUCGGCUACUUCAUCCUGCAGACAUACAUGCCCUCCAUCCUGAUCACCAUCCUCUCCUGGGUCUCCUUCUGGAUCAAUUAUGAUGCCUCUGCAGCUCGGGUGGCCCUUGGUGUUACAACGGUGCUCACCAUGACAACCAUUAACACCCACCUUAGGGAGACACUCCCAAAGAUCCCGUAUGUGAAAGCCAUCGAUGUCUACCUCAUGGGCUGUUUUGUGUUUGUGUUCCUGGCCCUGCUUGAAUAUGCCUUCGUAAACUACGUGUUCUUUGGCCGGGGCCCCCAGCAACAGAAGAAAAUCCACGAGCGGCUGAACAAAACCAACAACGAGCGCCCGCGAUACGAAGAGAAGCGCCUGAGGGAACAGGACUCCAUUGCCACGCCGUUUCAAACCAACACCCUCAGGUCAUAUACACAGAGAAGAAAUCUGUACCUCGAGGAGCAAAGAAAAGUUGGGGUGGACGCGUACGGGAACAUCCUGCUCACCACGCUGGAGAUGAAUAACGAGGUGAUGCCGUCAGAUGUGGGAAGUAGCGUCAGUGACUCCCGGAAUUCGGUGAUGUCAUUCGACAGCUCCGGGGUCCAGUUCAGGAAGCCCAUGGCUCCCCGGGACGGCUUCAGCCACCACUCACUGGACCGCAGCGCUAUGCGCAGCAGGGCCAACUGUCGGCUACGACGGCGCUCCUCCAAGCUCAAGCUGAAAAUCCCCAACCUGGCAGAUGUCAGCACCAUUGACAAAUGGUCCCGGGUCCUUUUCCCCAUCAUGUUUGGAUUUUUCAACCUAAUCUACUGGUUGUACUAUGUGAAUUGAUGUGCAUCCCACUAGGAAUCAUGGGCCAUAUUUUGAGAGCACAUUACAUUGGCUUUGAUACAGUUGGAAAAUAUGUAUACACAUAUACAAGUUGAUACAUACAGUAUGUAUAUGCAUAUUUCUAUAUAUUAUAUUUAUAUAUACACGUGUGUGUGUGUAAAUCUGAAGGACUUUUCUCCUGUAUAUAGUAUUAUUAGAAUGACUUGAAUGUUUAAGAAUAAUUUCAAGCCUUUGAGUUUCCUUUUCCUUGUGAAACAAACUAACUAACUAACAACCAUCAGAUCCCUUUGGGGGAUUUUGGAACUAAAGACUGCAUGAUAUUUUUGCUAAAAAAGAAAGCGAAAGCUCUUGAGAGAAGAGAUGUCUCAGAGUCUCAUUGGCUUUUUAUUGAUACUCUGUAAUCGGCGUCCUCUACUGCAGCUCAUCAAAUCAGGUGCCUCGUGUGUUCAGGCAUCGGCUGAGGCAAGUCCCUAAUAUCCAGCUUUUUUCCCCCAUCUCCCAUGGAUAACAUACACGGAAUUCUCCGGUUCUACUCUGUAUAGCAAACUUAUUUGGAUUAUGUGUCGUUCCUUGGCUUUUUUCGAGUGACAUUGUUCUCUUUAUGGGACAUCAGCUCUGGUACAAUGCUAGUCUGCAUUUGGGGGCCAUCAGGAUGGGAUGUUAGACCACUGCGUUCCUGCUCAGAGUCAGUGCAAACUUCUCUUCAUUUCUCUACUCAUAUUUGUUUUUAGUGCAGUUCCUUGGGGUAUUUUCAUUAUGGUUAUAAAGAUGAUGAUUAUUGUAAUUAUUAUUUUGCCUUGAAAAUACUGUGAUUUUGGGAGAGUGUCACUUAAAGAUGUUCUAGUUAGUGCAUUAUUAGAAAAAGAGUCAUAGGUAUGAAUUACUCAUUUUGAUUGUUUGAAAAAUAGACAUAUACUGUACAUUUUGUCAUUCAGUAUCCUCAUGGACAUAGUUGGCUAAUAUAAUUUCUUUAACUUCCUCCUAGUGCUUCACAUGCUCUGUAGAUACAGUACUCAUUGCCUCAAAUCCAGCUUCGUGUUCUGUAAGGAAGAAACGAUACCUACAGUGAACGAUUUGAUGUUAUUCCACUAUAAAAAUGUGAGAAAAAAUAUUGUGUAUUAAAAAAGGGAUAUCGCCAUUGUUUAUUUGUUUGAUAGUGAAAUCAACAUAUUAGCCCAUAGUUUGACCUGUAGUUGAAUGUAAUACUCUCUCACUGUAAAACAGUUUUCACCCUGAGAAUGUGGGGUACUGAUAUUAUAGUUCCUAUGAAACGUGCCUGUCUUAAAUUCUAAUGGGUGUGUACUCAAAUGUACUAUUUAGUAACGGUUGUAGUGGGGGGCGGGAUAAGAAGAAGAAAAAAACUCAACCUCUCACACCCAUUAGCUCUGGAAACACAGCAGACCUACCCUCCCUUCAAAUGGUAUGUCUCUGAGGAUCAAAUCCCAAAGAUCAGAAACAUCAGCAGAAUUGGAAAAAAAAUAGGUUUUAAGUUUCUAGGGGCAAGAUAAGAUGCGUGAUAAAUAUAGCCAUGAACUGAAGUGACAACUAAAAAGGCCUAGAAUCCCAAUCUUAUUUUUGGGUUUUGCUCUUAAAGUCACUGCAUUCCAUCUGCUCAGAUCCACUCACUAAUCACUCAGAGUUGAUGCCAUGUUGAUCCACACUGUACCUUUAACGGAGGACCUUGUUUCUCGUUAUUUGGUUCUGCCUAGAGUGAAGAGAAGAGCAAAUGCAUUCAUACAUUUAAACUGCCAUUUAUCUCUGUGUUCAAACUAGUAUUGCAUUGAUUCAACAAUGCAAUGAAUUGCAGUGGAUUCGAAUAUUCAUGCUAAGGAAUGGUUGUGAUUGAAACAUCCAGAGCAUUGUUGAAUCUACUGGGUUUGCAUGGUUAUCAAAUGGCAUGGGAUGACAGAGGGAGGCAAAAUCGCAGGUCAGGAACAGAGGUAGCCAAAAAAAGAGAUGGGGUCCUUUGAACAUUCCAGAGGAUAAGAGAGGAGAGAAUGUUGAGAGCAUCACAGUUACUGACCAAUCUCCUCAGAGCUCACUGAUGGGCUCCCCUAAGUUCUAAGAGCUUCUCUCGCCAACGGCCAGCACACGACAGGAAGGAAACUGACCUCUAACUGGGAACCCCGGGCCCCAGGGAGGACUAGCACAGGACAGGAUGCACCACAGGGCAGAGAGAGGAGAGACAGAAAGAGAGAGACAGACAGAGAGCAUAGUAGAGAUCUUGGAGACUGAUGCUUUUCACCCCAGUAAGUUGGAUCCCACUCCAAUGUUCUACCUGUAGUUGACUGUAAAUGGAACUGUAUCUGGGAUACUGUAGCCACCAGUUACAAUGUUACACCACCAAUGUAUUUAUUUAUUUUACUAGGCAAGUCAGUUAAGAACAAAUUCUUAUUUACAAUAGCCUACACCGGCCAAAC
Molecule: messenger RNA, 5098 nt
Organism: Coregonus clupeaformis (lake whitefish)
Lineage: Eukaryota; Metazoa; Chordata; Actinopteri; Salmoniformes; Salmonidae
Product: gamma-aminobutyric acid receptor subunit beta-4-like
Exons: 10
Coding region: 1140-2678 (512 amino acids)
Biological process (GO): regulation of membrane potential; chemical synaptic transmission; nervous system process
Cellular component (GO): GABA-A receptor complex; neuron projection; membrane
Molecular function (GO): extracellular ligand-gated monoatomic ion channel activity; GABA-A receptor activity; neurotransmitter receptor activity
Source: RefSeq, a predicted model, not a curated record